Molecule: messenger RNA, 1278 nt
Organism: Dimorphilus gyrociliatus
Lineage: Eukaryota; Metazoa; Annelida; Polychaeta; Dinophilidae
Source: the annotation of a GenBank genome assembly
CGAAAAACGAAAAGAAAAUUUGAAAAUGUCGUCUGAAAUAAAAGAAAAUGGAAACUCUCACAAAAUCCUCUAUACAACAUUAGAUGAGGCAAAAAAGCUUGGUAAAACCAGUCGGGACAUCUUCCAUGACUUCAACUCAGGUCGCCUUAUGCCACAAGCCGAUGUUAUUGGUGAAGGCGUAUACUACGACAUGUUCCAACAUUAUUUGAUGUUAGCCGAUUCGAGUCGGAUGCUUCACUAUAAAAGAGGAAUCUUUGAAAAAAAUAAAAUAAAAGGCAAAGUUGUUCUUGAUGCUGGAAGUGGCUUUGGAAUUUUGGCAUUGUGGUGCGCACAAGCUGGAGCGAAAAAAGUUUAUGCCGUCGAAAUUACUGAUAACUAUAAACACAUUAUUGAAGCUGCAAAGGCUAACGGUUUAUCAGAUAUUGUAGAAGUUAUUCAUGAUGAUGCACUUCUCGUUGAUUUACCCGAAAAAGUUGACGUCAUCGUUUCUGAACCUAUUGGAAUGAGUAUAAUCGCUGAAGGAAUGUUUACUUUCCUUUGUAGCGUUAGAGAUAAAUAUUUGAAACCAGAUGGAGAGAUCUUACCUUGUGGUGGUAAUUUAUAUAUUAGUGCCAUAAGUGAUCCAGACUUUGCAGGUAGAAUAGAAUCCUUCUUUCAAAACUUCAAAGCUAUGUAUGGCGUAAAGAUGAAUCAUCUUAUUCCAAGAGCUAGAGACAGCUUAUCCAGCAGAGCUUUCCAAAAAUCUAUAAGAAAACACUUCUUGAGGAGCGAACCAGCAAUGUUCAAGACAUUAGAUUUCAAAACUAUGAGUUUUGAGGAAGCAAAUUGUGUUUACGGAGACUAUGAUUUGGAAAUUGUCAGUGAUGGGCUCGUUCACGGAUUCAGUAUAUUUUUUGAUAUCCUGUUUCCCAAUGGCACUCUCUUAGACACUUCACCAUUGUCACAGCCAACGCAUUGGAAAUCGACUGUUUGCUAUUUCAAGGAACCAAAAAAUUUACAACAAGGACAAAAAAUUACAGGCACAGUAAAGCUACGUGUUGUUGAAAACAUUGAAUUCUUCAUAGAUGUAACUUUGGAAUAUCGCAUUGACGACGAACCACUCGAAACAAAUGAAUACUGUUUGGGUUUCGACAGAGGUCAACUCAUUAACCUUAUAAACUUCGACAUCGAUCCUAACUAAAUGAUAUUCUAAAAUUUCACAAUCUAUAUAGAUAUAUGUAUUUGUAGAGAUAUCUGUAUAUUUAAAGUAAUUCAAUAAAAAGUUUAUUUAAAUACAAA